AUGUCAUCAAAUUCAAAUUCAACAGGCCGUCAGGGCUCAUCUUCUGGAAGCCCGUCAUCUCACCGGGACUGGUUUCAUCCCAAGACACCUCAGAAGAAACAGCAGAAAGACAGCAAAGGCUCUUUCGAUCGCCAGAUUCAGAACCGAGCCCACUGGGAAGAACUUCUUGUCUGGGACCUGAACAGCAUCCAAAAGCUGCGCGAGCUCAUCUUAAUUUGGGUUCAAGCCGAGGUUUCGGCAAGCAACAUUGGCGAAUUUCUCCAGCAAGUUCUCUACCGGCGUGAUGAACAUUUGAACUAUAGAUUGACGAAAAUGGUGGAUAACGGUGCGACUCACGCGGAAAUCGCGCACACAAUAAUGCAACACUACCAGAUUCGGGACCACAAUGAUAAACCCCUCUGGGUAGACGUCAAAUUGCAGAGUCCGAGCUCAGGUGAUACUGGGAAACCGAAAGCAAGACAUUCAGGACAUGAAGAACCUUGGUCUCCUACUUCGGCUCCAGUUCGUCCCACACAAUGGCCCCUGUUCCUGCAAGAUCUUAACAUAGAUAGUUCCGUUGAGAAUUUCUGUGAAGAAAGUGAUGAGAGAGAUGAUGAAUCUAGCAGGCCUAGACGCUCUAUCAACUUCGGUGAGGAAGAUAUUCCCAUUCUAGAUGACGAGCGGAGGAUUGUAUUGAUCAAUAACACAGGAACCCAACCUAAACGCAUGACUCAAAUUUAUAAAUGUGAUAAUCUGACGCUAAUUGGUAAUAUACAGACUCAAGUUCCUACUACUCUUAUCGACUCCCAACGCGUGCCUACUCCAAGCGUUCUGGUAGGUAUCAUUGUUGCAAGACCGGUUCUUCAAUGGCGAGUGAGUACUUAA
Messenger RNA from Penicillium taxi, 864 nucleotides. RefSeq lists its product as uncharacterized. The transcript has 2 exons. The record is from RefSeq and is a predicted model, not a curated record. The coding region runs from base 1 to 864 and encodes 287 amino acids. NCBI's taxonomy places the organism in Eukaryota, Fungi, Ascomycota, Eurotiomycetes, Eurotiales, Aspergillaceae.